GCUCGUAACGGCUAGUUUUCCCAUUUUGCUGAUUCGAUUCUUCUCGCACGAUAGACUCUCUUCCACCACUGCUAAAAAUCUCUCCAUAUUUCACACAUUCAGAUUAUUUUUUAAUCAAAUUUCAACGAAUCCAUAGAUUUGGAUUUUUGAUUCUGAAAACAGAAAUGAGUGAAUCGAUGGCAGAAGUUGGUACAUCAAUGCAAGAUCAGGCUGCCAAUCCUCAUCUUCCUCCUCCUCCUCCACCUCCUAUUCAACGGCGGCCAAGGGUGAGGGAAGUGAGCUCUAGAUUCAUGUCUCCGGUUGUAUCAUCUUUCUCCUCCUCCUCCUCCCCUCUCCCGAAUAAUAAACAACGCUCCAGCUCUGUGCAAAAGCAGCGGCAAACUGAGCCUCUUUCCUGUGCCGACGAGAACAGACACAUCAUUACUGACUUCAUUCGCAGCCCACCACAGCGGAAGCAUCAGCAUCGCGCUGUGAUGAAACUUUUCAAGGAGAAUGGUGGAAGUAGCAGACAAGAUCAGCCACCUUCCAGAUCUCACUUCCGGCCAGACACCCCCACAGUUACCACUACUUCAUCCUCUAAAAUACGACUGAUGAAGCAGCGAUCUACCCCCAGCACCAUGUCAGCCGCUGCAAAGCUCUUGCAAUCCUCUGGGAUGUCAUCGUCCCAUUUGGGUAUUUCGAAUUUGAUUGAAUCAUCUCCGUCUCCAUCGCCAUCACCAUCGUCAUCGCCAUCUCGAUCAGCUUGUUCUGGUUGUGACGGUCAUGAAAAUUGUGAAAAUCAUAACAUUGAAGGCAACCAUUUAUCCCAAAGCAGCUCCACUCAGUCCCUUCCUGAUCUCCGCUCUUCUAUGCCGGAGGCAGGUGUGUUACCUAAGGUCUCCGGUAGAUUUUUGGCAGAUAGAAGUGUUAAUAGGCCUAAUGGGACUACUGCUGAAUCAUCUAAAUUCUCUGCUUCACCCUGCUCUCGGUCCAUUGAUUUGCCACAAUCCUCUACAUUUGAAUACUCAUUGAUGCAUUCCUUGAAAGCUGCUGAAAAACCAGGCAAGCAAUAUACUAAUUCUGUCAGGAUGGGUUGUGGGCUUCCUCUGCCUCCAGUCCCUCAUGCGAAACUCGCAGCUGAUUUCUCUAGAAAGGGAAGGAAAAUUCUCAGUCAUCAAGAAUCUGUGCAUUCUCUAAGACUGCUUCAUAAUCAUUAUUUGCAGUGGCGGUAUGCGAAUGCAAAAGCUGAGGCCUCCAUCAAAUCUCAAAGAAGAGAAACUGAGAGAACAAUAUAUUCCCUUGGUGUGAAGAUAUCAGAAUUAUAUGACUCCGUGGAAAGAAAACGCAUUGAACUUGGCCUUUUACAAAGGGCCAAAACUCUAUAUGCAAUUCUAGAAGCCCAGAUGCCAUAUCUGGAAGAAUGGUCUACUCUUGAACCAGAUUAUUCAAUAUCUUUGUCAGAAGCAAUGCAAGCUUUGUUGAAUACCUCACUUCGGCUUCCAAUUAGUGGGAAUGUUAAAGCUGAUGUAAGGGAGGUAGGGGAAGCAUUGAACUCUGCAAUGAAGUUGAUGGAAUUAAUAGCUUUCCAAAUUCAAAGCUUUAUGCCAAAGGCUGAAGAAAUGGACAUUCUGAUAUCAGAACUAGCCAGUUUGUCUGGAGGAGAAAGAGCACUUAUUGAAGAAUGUGGGGAUCUGUUAUAUAUCACACGUAAAUCACAGGUGGAGGAAUGCAGCUUACGUGGCCAACUUAUUCAGUUGAAUCGAAUUCAUGGUCAACACCAUGGAUAAGCAAUAAUUCAUUGGUUUUGAGGACUUGAUAAGCAAUAAUUCAUUGGUUUUGAGGAUUUCCUUUCUCUUUUGCUUUUUUUUUUUUUAUUUUUUUUUCUUUUUACCUCUACCACUAACGUGGCUUUGCUUAAGAAGAAGAAAGAUUGAUCUGUGCAGCAAUGAUAUGAAAAAUACUUUUUUUUUUCCUCAGGCCAUAUUGCCCUUAUUGUCAUAAUCCAAAACACAGAUGUAAUUGAGAUAGAAAAGCUUCACACAUGUAAUCUCUCUCUCUCUCUCUCUCUAUAUAUAUAUAUAUAAAUUAAAAUUUUAAUUCUA
This is a messenger RNA of Hevea brasiliensis (rubber tree), 2081 nucleotides long. Its product is annotated as protein ENDOSPERM DEFECTIVE 1. Gene Ontology annotation, biological process: spindle assembly; centrosome cycle. Gene Ontology annotation, molecular function: microtubule binding. Lineage: Eukaryota; Viridiplantae; Streptophyta; Magnoliopsida; Malpighiales; Euphorbiaceae. The transcript is spliced from 6 exons. The record is from RefSeq and is a predicted model, not a curated record. Bases 165 to 1766 code for a protein of 533 amino acids. Gene Ontology annotation, cellular component: centrosome; cytoplasm; nuclear microtubule.